This is a messenger RNA of Penicillium macrosclerotiorum, 1539 nucleotides long. RefSeq names its product integral membrane protein TmpA. The record is from RefSeq and is a predicted model, not a curated record. The transcript has a single exon. Bases 1 to 1539 code for a protein of 512 amino acids. Lineage: Eukaryota; Fungi; Ascomycota; Eurotiomycetes; Eurotiales; Aspergillaceae. Gene Ontology annotation, biological process: regulation of conidium formation; sexual sporulation resulting in formation of a cellular spore; conidium formation.
AUGUCGGAUUCGGAGAAAAGCCCCAUUACGCCUCCCCCGCCGGCCGUCGUCAAGAUGGAGGCAAACCAUUCCCCGCAUCUGAGCGAGGUCACCCUCUUCUCCGAUGGUGAGAGCCAUCUCACCAAGGUCGAGGGGGACAACUAUUUCGUCACGGACAAGAAAUCCUCGGAUCUCAUGUCCCAAGAAAAAAUCGACCUUGAGGCGCAGACCGUUAAUGCGCAGCCCAAACGGUUUGCGUACAUGCGGUACGCCAUCUGGACGAUAUACCGCCGCCUUUUCUCCGUGGUCUUCUUCGCGAACAUUGGCCUGUUCGUGUGGAUCAUGGUAACGAACCAGAAACUACUCGCGCUGGUGAACGCCACCGCGGCCAACCUACUAGCCUGCGGACUGGCCCGGCAGCCUCUCGUUGUCAACAGCAUCUUCCGUGUGGUGCUAUCGAUUCCCAGGUCGGCUCCAUAUGCCCUGCGACGGGUGGCCUCGAAGGUGUACCAUUAUGGCGGCGUGCAUAGUGGCUGCGGCGUGGCCGCACUGGUGUGGUACAUUGGCUUUGUCGGCCUGAUGUCGCAUCAGUAUUGGUCUUCCAGUGAUGCAACGGCCGUCAGCUUUUCUGCCGCACCCGUCACGCUGGCUUACCUCAUCCUCGUGUUGCUGGUGUCGAUCGUCGUCGUCGCGCAUCCCACGUUCCGCAUGAAGCGCCAUGACUAUUUUGAGCUCACCCACCGCUUCUCUGCCUGGCUCAUUGUGGCCCUGUUUGUCGCGCUGCUGUUGGUCUUCGCGCAUGAGCUCAGUCAGGCCCAACACUCCUCAUUUGGGCUCUUCCUCGUCCAGCUGCCGGCCUUCUGGUUCUUGGUCGUCACUGUGAUCGCCAUCCUGCAGCCAUGGGUCAUGCUGCGGAAAGUCCCGGUGCGGCCCGAGCGCCUGUCAAACCAUGCCAUCCGCCUCCACUUCGACCAUGCAGUCACCACAUUUGGCAAAGGCACUCAGCUCGCCAAGCAUCCCCUGCGCGACUGGCAUGGCUUUGCUACCUUCCCUGACCCCGAACCCAUGGGUCCCCGGGGCACCGACACCCCGAGUUUCUCCUGCCUGGUGUCCAAGGCUGGCGACUGGACGGCGGACACGAUCAACAACCCACCCACUCAUCUCUGGAAGCGGGGAGUGCUGCUGUACGGCUUCGCAUACUCGAUGCGCGUCUUCAAGCGGGUGAUCGUUGUGACCACUGGCUCCGGCAUUGGUCCCUGCCUGUCCUUCCUGGGCGAUGACAACCGGCCCGACCUGCGCGUUCUCUGGCAGACCCGUGCGCCGCUCAAGACGUACGGCCAGGAGGUGCUGAACCUAGUGCACAAGAUGGACGCGGACCCAAUCAUCAUGGACACUGACGUGACGGGCCGAGUCGACAUGGUUCCUCUCGUGCAGCGCCUGAUCCCCGAGUUCGAAGCCGAAGCGGUGUGCGUGAUCAGUAACCCAGUACUGACCACCCGCAUCGUGUAUGAACUAGAGUCGCGGGGGAUUCCUGCGUUCGGUCCGAUUUUCGAUUCUUAA